Messenger RNA from Ostertagia ostertagi, 708 nucleotides. NCBI's taxonomy places the organism in Eukaryota, Metazoa, Nematoda, Chromadorea, Rhabditida, Trichostrongylidae. The record is from the annotation of a GenBank genome assembly.
AUGAACUGGAAGUAUGGCUUUGCCGUUCAGGAAGGCGAUCGCAAGAGCCUGCAAUUCUUUGAUAAAACAGGAGAAGCGGUUCAUAAAAUUUACCUCACCUCCCAGAGCGAUGAAGCAGCUUACGAUCAACUAGUAACUAAGUACGCUUCACAGGAAACCCUGCCGGAUGUAUUGCCUACAGAAGCUGCAGCUCCUGCUCCUGCCGAGCUGCCCGACGCAGAUAUUGAUGCAGCCUCUUUCCAGAAAGAAUGGCUGGCGCUGGAAGAUACCCACCAUUUCUUCGGCAUGAUACGCAAGUACAAACUGACGCGUACCCAGGCUUUAAGACUGGCGCCGGAAGGCAUGGUACAGGAGUUGUCUGCUGAUGCGUCCCGGAAGAUGUUACAGGGUGCUUCUGAACAGCAAGUACCCAUCAUGGUAUUUGUAGGCAGCAAGGGUUGCAUCCAGAUCCAUACAGGCACGGUAAAUAAGGUGAUGGAAGCUGGUCCGUGGUACAAUGUAAUGGAUCCUGAAUUUAACCUGCACCUGCGUGAAGAUGCGAUUGCAUCCACUUACCUGGUGAAGAAGCCUAGUGUUGAUGGUGUUGUUACUUCGAUUGAAGUAUUUGAUGCUGCGGGUGAAAUGAUCGUUCAGUUCUUUGGCAAACGUAAGCCGGGUAAUCCUGAGCUGGAAGUAUGGCGUGAGCUGGUGGCUACAUUAGCUUCUUAG